Messenger RNA from Engraulis encrasicolus (European anchovy), 3626 nucleotides. It is a transcript of the gene rab11a, whose product is annotated as RAB11a, member RAS oncogene family. The transcript has 5 exons. Gene Ontology annotation, biological process: neurotransmitter receptor transport, endosome to postsynaptic membrane; melanosome transport; exocytosis. The record is from RefSeq and is a predicted model, not a curated record. Gene Ontology annotation, cellular component: Golgi apparatus; transport vesicle; postsynaptic recycling endosome. Gene Ontology annotation, molecular function: GTP binding; GTPase activity. The coding region runs from base 346 to 993 and encodes 215 amino acids. Lineage: Eukaryota; Metazoa; Chordata; Actinopteri; Clupeiformes; Engraulidae.
CAGCAUGUUGACAAUAAAGAGCAAUCUGAAUGGGUAUUGUAAUAGCCUAAAUAUUACUAUGUAAUAAUUAGGUACAGAAUUGAGGGCGCAGCCCCUUGCUCGAACAGGAAGAAGGCGUUAGCCAGUGAGGAAAGGCUGUGCUAACCACCGUUAGCAGCAUUUCUAUUCGAGACGUAGCAGGCUAGUUGAAGCGAGACUGGUUGAUGCAGCCAGGCUGUUGUCAUAGCUUGUCUGCAGUGCAGUGUCAGAAAAGGGAGUCAGCCAAGCAGCCACUUGUGUUUAGCUCUUUAGCAGCUAGCAAGCAAACCCUUUCCACCACAGAAGGUUGCGCCUAUUUGCGUAAAGAUGGGAACAAGAGACGACGAAUACGAUUACUUGUUUAAAGUGGUGCUGAUCGGGGACUCGGGUGUGGGCAAGAGUAACCUGCUAUCCCGCUUCACCCGCAACGAGUUCAACCUGGAGAGCAAGAGCACCAUCGGGGUGGAGUUCGCCACGCGCAGCAUCCAGGUGGACGGCAAGACGGUCAAGGCCCAGAUCUGGGACACGGCCGGCCAGGAGCGAUACAGGGCCAUCACCUCAGCGUAUUACCGUGGUGCUGUGGGGGCCCUGCUGGUCUAUGACAUCGCCAAGCACCUGACCUAUGAAAACGUGGAGCGCUGGCUGAAGGAGCUGAGGGACCACGCCGACAGCAACAUCGUCAUCAUGCUGGUUGGCAACAAGAGCGACCUGCGCCACCUCAGAGCCGUGCCCACCGACGAAGCCCGCGCCUUCGCAGAGAAGAACGGCCUGUCUUUCCUGGAGACAUCAGCCCUGGACUCCACCAACGUAGAAACGGCUUUCCAGACCAUCCUGACGGAAAUCUACCGCAUUGUGUCUCAAAAGCAGAUGUCUGAUCGCCGAGACAACGACAUGUCACCUAGCAACAACGUGGUGUCCAUCCAGGUGCAACCCACUGAGAACAAACCCAAGAUGCAAUGCUGCCAGAGCAUCUAGCCGCAGCACCCCCCUAACCCAGCCUCAAACACACAUACACACACACACACACACACACACACACACACACACACACACACACACACACACACACACACACACACACACACACACACACACACACACACACACACACACACACACACAUUCUACCCAUCCCGGCCCCCCCUCUCUCCUUUCCUCAGUAAGACUGCUUUGGUCUUGGCUGCAGCUGUGUGUGUGAGGCAAGCAGGCACACGCUCCUGCAGUGUCCGCCAGGUGGGGGCGCUAUAUAUAAGGGUCCCCGCUGGCAGUCUCUGGACAAAGCUUUUCAGUUUGGGGCUUUUAUCUUCUGUUGAUUUUGUUUUGUUUGUUUGUUUUUUGUCCAUUUUUUUCUGCCGUUGUAGGCUUUUUAUAUGGCAAAGUUUUAAUAAUCAUAUGUGCUGAUUUUCACAGAAAUGUCUUAAUAUAUAUGAUUUGUUUUUUUUUGUUUUGUUUUGUUUGUGCGUGUCUAUGUAUGUGCGUUUGUUUGAAAGUGUUUUUUGUUUGUUAUUGUCUAUGACAGCAUGUGGUAUUCAUUCAGGCGGUUUGACUAGUGAGAGGGCACGCCCAGAUCUGUCUUGUCUUGUCGAAAGGGUGUACAAGGAAGGAAGGAAAGGGGGUGAUGGUCUUGUCUUGAGAUUCUUGGCGGAACACACUGGCUAAUUGCCAUUGGAUGUCAGACAGGCAGGCACAUUUGUGCUCAUUGGCUGCGGUGUAAAUGCUUAGCGCUUUUGAUUGGCUGGCUUGGAAAGACUUCCUCAUCUUUUCGUCCCGGACGUGAUUGCGCUCGAGAUUCACUAGUUUGACGCCCUCUCGUGAUUUCACAUGGUAAUCAAACAUUUCAAACAAGCGAUUUAAGGUUAGGGUUAGGUUUAGGGUUAAGGUUAGGGUUAGGGUUAAGGUUAGGGUUAGGUUUAGGGUUAGGUUUAGGGUUAAGGUUAGGGUUAGGGUUAGGUUUAGGGUCGUAUGACGUAAGCGGUAAGUACCGAAAGGGCGUCGAACUAGUGAGUCCCGAUUGCGCCCAUCAUUAGUAGUGACCAAGUGCAGAGGCCGAACAGCCUAAAAAACCAAAACGGUUUGUGCAUGCGCGUGUUUGUGUGUGUGUAUGGACUUGUGUCUGUGUGUCUGAACACACAUGAUUGGUUGCACUUGGUGUGCUUGGUGCGGGUGGUGAUAGUAGUAGCAGCAGCAGCAUAAGUGGGCUAGUUGGGGCAACACUGUUUGUCUAAUUGGUGAAUGGCAUAAAUGAAGGGUUAGCACCCCACCUUAAGCUUUGUGAGUGUUGUCACAGGUGCGUGUGGUGUCCGUGCUCCACUUGCAUGGUGUGUGGCGCGAAUGGGUCCUGGUGCCAUUUGGUACAAAAUGUCACGCGGGGCUGAUGCCUUCUGAUUCUACCCCUGGGGCUUUGCUUCACAGUUUGUUUCCCCAGUCUCUCUCUCUCUCUCUCUCUCUCUCUCUCUCUCUCUCUCUCUCUCUCUCUCUCUCUCUCUCUCUCUCUCUCUCUCAUAUCCCUACUCCCUCGUUUCCUUCCGCCUCCCCUCUCUCAUUCCUUCUCUCUUCCUUUCUGGCUUCCGCUGUCUCUCUCUCUCUCACCCUCAGCAUGCUCAUCGUACAUGUUCAUACAGUGAGAUUCUGAGUCCUUCUCUCUCUUUCCACGGUAUAAACUUCUUUGCCUCACUGUGUCUGCCUGCUGAGUCCCAAGGUCUUUCUCUGGUUUGUCAUCCUUUGCAUUGGCCUUUUUUCUUCUCUGACAUUAUGAGAGGAUUUUAUUGAAUGGGCAACCCUCUUAUUCCCCUUUCAUGAUAUCCUGAUUGAGCUGUAAACCUGUUCAAUGAUGUCUGCCAUUAAUUAACGAGUUAUGACCGUCACUCACGCCAGCCUUAUUUCUGACCAUCGUCACCCAAAAAAACCCUUCAUCAACCCUUUCAUCUCUACGUAUAUAUCUUUUGUCUGUCUGUAGAGUUCAACGCCUAUAAAAGUAUGCCCGUCCUGACUCAAAAAAAAGAAGAAAAAAAAGUUUGUACUUCAGGUAGAACACUAGCUUAUACAACGUAUGUAUGCACCCUUGUUCGUUCAUUUCAGUGCCAAUGGACCACUAAAAAGAGCAUUCAUGUCUAUCUUAUCUGUCUGUAUGUAUGUAUGUAUCUAUGUAUGUAUGUAUAUAUGUAUAUAUAUAUAUACGUACUGUAGCAUAGUUGAGUGACACAUUUUAAGUCUGUGUGUGCUGUGUGGCCUGAUGUAUUUAAAGCCAAGUGGAGGACAUCUCUCUCAUCAGACUACUAGGUCACUAGGACAAAUCUAGGCCAGCGGUGAAAAGAAAAACAAAAAAAAGUAUGGCUUGCUCCUAUCACGCACUCUUGUACCCUUGUUUCCCUUCUCAUCUCUUAAUGAAGGGAGUUUUGGAGUUGAAACAUGAAUGAAUGGAUGACUGACAUGCAUGGAAAGCAGAAUGGAACGUCUUUAUUUGUUCAGCAGCCUUCUUCUUGAAUCACGGAAAGAGUGCACUUAAGGGAGGAGGAUGUGUGCAAGUGUGGGUUUUGGAACGAGGCCAACGUUAUCUGCUGUUGGUCAGCUGACUGAAUAGAAAGACAAAAGGAGUUGGACCGUGCAGU